Messenger RNA from Striga asiatica, 2357 nucleotides. The record is from the annotation of a GenBank genome assembly. Lineage: Eukaryota; Viridiplantae; Streptophyta; Magnoliopsida; Lamiales; Orobanchaceae.
CACCUCUGCAUUUAAAGAAAAGUUCGUUCGAGGAGAGCUAUUCCAACUACCCUCACCAAAUUGCAAUGACUGUCAUCAUAUUUAUUUUCCAUCACACCCAUGUAUUUUUGCUAUUCACUGCCUAUGCAAACCCCCAUUUUCCCCUUUGCCCACCACCUUCUUCUUCAACAACAUAGCAACCCCUUUUUACGGCCAACGCGCAAGAUUGGAUUUUUACGCUUGUUUCAGGUAUUUCUGCAGAAAAUGGAGAAAUUUGCUGUUAAGGUAGAAGAAGGAAAGAAAGGUCGAGAUGGGCAACCAUCUGUUGGUCCCGUUUAUCGUAAUCUACUGGCAGAACAUGCUUAUCCUCCCAUUGAUCCUAACAUAUCCACUUGUUGGGAUAUUUUCAGAGAGUCAGUAGAAAAACAUUCUGGAAAUAGGAUGCUCGGAUGGCGUGAGUUUGUCAAUGGAAAGUGGGGACCUUAUGUUUGGAAAACUUACAAGGAAGCGUACCAAGAGACUCUACAAGCUGGUUCCGCCUUGCGGAAACAUGGUUUUGAACCUGGUGCUCGAGUUGGAAUUUAUGGAUCAAAUUGUCCUCAGUGGAUUGUUGCAAUGGAGGCCUGCAACGCCAACAGCUUUAUUUGCGUUCCUCUGUAUGAUACCCUUGAUCAUGCUGAGAUUGAUGUUGUUUUCGUUCAAGAUGCGAAAGUAAAGGAACUACUGAAUCCUGAAUGCGCUCAUGCUCAAAGGCUAAAGUUGAUUGUUUGCUUCACUUCAUUAACGGACGAACAAAAGGAUAAGGCUGCCUUUAUUGGCAUCAAAACAUGUUCUUGGAAAGAGUUCCUUAAUAUGGGAAGAGAAAAUCCGUGUGAAAUUUCCCCUCCAAAACCGUCAGACAUUGGUACGAUUAUGUACACCAGUGGCACGAGUGGUGACCCUAAAGGUGUAAUAUUAACCCAUGAAAACAUUUCAACAAACAUAAGAGGCGUGGAUCUUUUCAUGGAGCAAUUUGAAGACAAGAUGACGGUGGAUGAUGUGUACAUUUCAUUCUUACCCCUUGCUCACAUUCUCGAUCGUCUGAUCGAAGAAUAUUUCUUCCACAAGGGUGCUUCUGUCGGCUACUAUCAUGGGAAUAUCAAUGAGAUCAGGGAUGAUCUGCUCGAGCUAAAGCCAACAUUUUUGGCCGGCGUCCCGCGAGUCUUUGAACGAAUUCAUGAAGGAGUCCUACAAGCUGUUGGAGAACUGAACUGGAGGAGGAGAAAGAUUUUCAGCAUGCUUUACAAAUACAAGCUUUACUGGUUGAACAAAGGAUACAAACAGAAGGAUGCAUCACCCCUGGCAGAUCUACUAGCUUUUGGGAAGAUCAAGAGCAGGUUAGGUGGCAGACUACGUCUGAUUGUCUCUGGCGGUGCAGCAUUAAGCAGUGAAGUCGAGGAGUUCCUUAGAGUUACUUCCUGUGCUUUCGUAGUACAAGGAUACGGGUUGACUGAGAGUUGUGGAUUGUCGACACUUGGCUUUCCAGAUGAGAUGUGCUUGAUCGGAACAGUGGGUUCCUCUUUCGUUUAUUCGGAGGUCCGUUUGGAGGAAGUUGCAGACAUGGGAUACGAUCCGCUGGCCCAACCCUCACGCGGCGAGAUAUGCCUUCGCCCAAAAACACCAUUCGCCGGAUACUACAAGAACCCCGAAUUGACAAAUGAAGUCGUCAAGGAUGGAUGGUUUCACACAGGUGACAUAGGAGAGAUGCUGCCAAAUGGAAUUAUAAAAAUCAUUGAUCGAAAGAAGAAUCUUAUUAAGCUAUCUCAGGGGGAAUAUGUUGCCGUUGAGUAUCUGGAAAAAGUUUACACCAUUACACCCAUCAUAGAAGAUGUAAGCAUCGAGUUUAGUUCAUAUUCAAUUUGGGUGUAUGGAGACAGCUUCAAGUCCAUGCUCGUCUCGGUUGUGGUACCAAAUGAAGAGAACACCUUAAAAUGGGCUAAGCAAAACGGCUUCAAAGGCUCCUUUUUGGAUCUAUGCUCUCUUGACCAGCUCAAAGACCAUAUUAUCCUCGAGCUAAAAUCCACAGCUGAGAGAAAUAAAGUCAGUUGUGUUAAUCCUGUGAAAAUUAGGGAUAAAUAUGUACUUACAUGCUAUCCAAAUUGUUUAUCCUAUCAGGGGUGCAAUCUGCGAUCUUAACUAUAUGCGAACAUUUCUCGAUAUAUAUUUAUUUUUUGACAAAAAAUUUAGAUCUUGAGUUCUCAGUUAGCUACUUUAAUUAUCCCUGUGAACUAUUUUAUGUCAUUGACUUCAAGAUGUAAACUUUUUUCAACUAGUGAAAUAAAACAUUGGGUUCAUUUGAAAACUCCCUCAUAUCUGACUUCUAAUGGUCAUUCUCUGAG